UGCAUGGCGCAUGCUUCUCUCAUCUGGAAAAUACUUUCUUAUUUAUUGCUUUUACUUUCCAAAAGCCGUACAUUGUACGUCGGGGUUAUCAACCCAGUUCCUCUUAAAGACCCCAUAAUGGCAGAUCCAGAUAUUGAUUUCACAACUGGCGAUGCCGGGGCCUCCACCACCUACCCCCAGCAGUGCAGCGCCCUGCGCAAAAACGGCUUUGUGGUCCUGAAGGGACGUCCCUGCAAGAUAGUCGAGAUGUCCACCUCCAAAACCGGCAAGCAUGGUCACGCAAAGGUUCACAUGGUUGGCAUAGACAUUUUCAACGGAAAGAAAUAUGAAGAUAUUUGCCCCUCUACUCACAACAUGGAUGUGCCCAACAUCAAAAGGAGUGACUACCAGCUUCUCUCAAUCACAGACGGAUUUCUGUCUCUGCUUAUGGACAACGGUGACGUGCGCGAAGACCUCCGCCUGCCCGAAGGUGAUCUGGGCAAGGAAAUUGAAAACAAGACUGAGGCUGGCGAAGAGAUCAUGGUCAGUGUGCUGGCUGCCAUGGGUGAGGAGGCCGCUGUAGCCAUCAAAGCCAUGACCAGCAAAUAAAGAGGGACCAGCGCUGCUCAGGCUGCAAACAUGCUCCACUAUUACAAAUCUCUAUCGCAUUGGUUUUAUUCUAAUUGUCACCAAAGCUAUGGCCUUCACCAACAACCUCAAAUCAUUUUUGUGAUUUAUUCCUUUUUUCCUCCUUCCAAUACUGUGCUGGACUUUUUAAAGAAAUUAUUUUUUCUCAUUGGAUUGGUUGGCGUUCUGCCGAAUCACUGAGGUUUUGUUUUUAUUUUCUAUAUUUCCAAUUACUUUGGUCAUUCCUCUUUGUUUUGCCUUUGAGAAUUUAUUCUUGCCACUUACAUUCCUGAAUGUUCAGAAAAUGAUGGGAUCCAGUUUUUUGUAUGAUUUUUUUUAUAUUCCUUAGAAUGAAGAGAGCAGAACUUAUGCCUUUUGGGGGGAAAAUGAGUUUGAGUUGGAGUGUCAAGGACGACAGCCCAAAUCUCGUGUUCCCUUCUCUGGGUGCCAUACUGUUUCCUACCAUGGUCCUUUUGCUGUGCAGACGCGGUCAUUAGCCCCCCAGAUUAAUGCCCCAUCCCCCCUCAACGUCACAUGCUGGGGUGGUGGUAGCUAGCACUUAACAGGCUUUGAGUACCACCGGAAACAUUUCAGAUCACCUAAAGAAUAAACACAGAAUAAAAGGAAACUUCAGUGAUUUUUCUCUUCAAAAUGCCAGUCUGUGUUGUAUAGAAGUGGAAGGGAUGUCAUGGCCUGUGCUUGAAUACCUCUGUACCACAAUAGCAGCCAGCGUCGUCUGGCUGUCAUUGGCAACCUACAAUAAAGUGUUGAAGCCUG
This is a messenger RNA of Engraulis encrasicolus (European anchovy), 1383 nucleotides long. It is a transcript of the gene eif5a, whose product is annotated as eukaryotic translation initiation factor 5A. The transcript is spliced from 5 exons. The record is from RefSeq and is a predicted model, not a curated record. The coding region runs from base 4 to 588 and encodes 194 amino acids. Gene Ontology annotation, biological process: positive regulation of translational elongation; positive regulation of translational termination; translational elongation. NCBI's taxonomy places the organism in Eukaryota, Metazoa, Chordata, Actinopteri, Clupeiformes, Engraulidae. Gene Ontology annotation, molecular function: ribosome binding; translation elongation factor activity; RNA binding.